Branchiostoma belcheri (Belcher's lancelet) is the source of this 546-nucleotide messenger RNA. RefSeq names its product lactose-binding lectin l-2-like. The transcript is spliced from 2 exons. The record is from RefSeq and is a predicted model, not a curated record. Bases 1 to 546 code for a protein of 181 amino acids. NCBI's taxonomy places the organism in Eukaryota, Metazoa, Chordata, Leptocardii, Amphioxiformes, Branchiostomatidae.
AUGCCCCGCGAUGCCGCCAUCAACACCUUCCUCAUCGAACUGAAGAAUGACGUUGAUAAAAACGCUGCCUUUUUCUUCGGACUGAUUCGCAUCCGCCAUGAAAGAAGAUGGGAGUGGGAAGACGCUUGUCCCAGUGGGUACACAUACCGUCAGACUAACCGACUGUGCUACAAGGCCUUCAACCGAUUGAGUAAGUACAACGAUGCUAAAGCAACCUGUUCUUCUUACGGCGGAACCCUCGCCAUGCCCCGCAAUGCCGCCAUCGACAACUUCCUCAUCAACCUGAAGAAUGCCGUUGAUCUAAACACUGCCUUUUUCUUCGGACUGAAUUGCAUCGGCCAUGAAAGAAGAUGGGUGUGGGAAGACGGUACUGCUCUUGGAAGUUUCCAUCCGUGGGGUCCAAGAGAACCCAGUGACUCCGGAGGUGACCAGGACUGUGUGGAGUAUGUUUCCGCGACUUGGUAUGAAGCUGCCCUCAGGGACACUUGGAACGAUAUGGCGUGUGCCACCCCAAGGAAGUUUAUUUGUCAGGUCCCACCAACCUAA